This is a messenger RNA of Ceratitis capitata (Mediterranean fruit fly), 1798 nucleotides long. It is a transcript of the gene Lipt2, whose product is annotated as putative lipoyltransferase 2, mitochondrial. The record is from RefSeq and is a predicted model, not a curated record. The transcript has 2 exons. Gene Ontology annotation, molecular function: lipoyl(octanoyl) transferase activity. Gene Ontology annotation, cellular component: mitochondrion. The coding region runs from base 1064 to 1732 and encodes 222 amino acids. Gene Ontology annotation, biological process: protein lipoylation. Lineage: Eukaryota; Metazoa; Arthropoda; Insecta; Diptera; Tephritidae.
AUUAAUUCUUCAAUAUUAAUAAUAUACUAACAAAAUACCCAAAUAUAAUUUUGUUAAAUUAAAUUUAAUGAUAUCAACAAUUCAAUUAAGUAGUUAAAGUACUCGUUAAUCCAAAAUUCUGUAGCAGUGGAGUGGAAUCAUCGCCCGCACACGAUCUAGCGUACAUUGACGAAUUAAGUUAGGACUGAUGAAGACAUAGAAUUAGUAUAUGGACAUUAAUAUUUUUUAUACAAUGCAAAUUGAUUUUGGAUCCCUGAAAUUUAUAAGAGAGCAGUGUCGACCAGUGCCGCAAAUGACCAUAAUGCAAAUUCUUAAGCUUUUGGAAGCGAUAGCAAUGCACGAAACGGAAUAUUAGUCUCGCUUAAAAGGAAAAAUAAAGCUCUUGCUUGGCUUUAACUGAAGCGAAGAAACUUUAUAAUAAUGAUUAGUUAAUAUUGCCAGCCUACAUGGCAAAUUAAUUUCAAACUCAUUUUCGUAUUUCAUUCAUCCUUCCUAAAAAUCAAAAAUCUAAGCAAAAAAUUAUUGCAAUACAAGUUCUACAUAAAUCAUCGUCAUUUUAGAGGACUAUUAGAAAAAAUAUAUUUGGCAUUUUUAUCGUUUGACAGCUAUAAAACAUGUAGAAUUUCAUAAUUGCUGAAAUACUAUAAAUUUAAAAUCCAAGUAAUUAAUUAAAAUUGCUACUUUAGUUAACUACUCAGAAAAAUACUUAAAAACAUAAAAAAUAGAAUGUAUAAAUGAACCGAUUCAAAUUUAACCGCCACAUAAACAACUAUUAUAUAACGUGCUGACUAAUUUUUACUGAAUCCUGUUCGAUGAAAACUCAGUAAAUUUCUUUCUUUAGGAGAGUAAUCUUAUCAACUUAUUCUCUCAAAAUUCGUUACUAGCAGAAUUUUUUUGACACUUAUCAACGAACACAGCUUGUGAAAACGGGCCUAAAAGCAAUGUAACAGCUGGUGUUGUUGCUAUAUCAUGCUUUGAGGACAUUCUUAACAUGCUCGACAAGUCUUAGUAAACAUAUUAAUGGAUCUUUAAUUUUUUCGAAAUGUGGUAGUUACCAUCAGAUAUGAUAAAAACAGUGCCUAUUGUUACCAUUGUGCGAGCUGGACGACAAAAGUAUGCAGAUGGUUUGAAACUGCAGAAAGAAUUAAGUACGCAGAAAACGGAGGAUUGGACCAAUUUUCGUAAUUAUCUUAUUUUACAGCAACAUGAACCAGUAUAUACCAUUGGCAUACGCACAAAAAAUUAUUCUGAUGAGGACGAACAGCGUUUACGUAAACUUGGUGCCGAAUUUUAUCGGACAAAUCGGGGCGGAUUGAUUACCUUUCAUGGACCAGGUCAAUUAGUUGCUUAUCCCAUUAUACAUUUACGUCAGUUUCAACCGAAAAUGCGGUGGUAUGUUUCCACACUUGAAAACACGAUUAUUGCGACUUGUCGUAAAAUGGGUAUUACACAAGCAACCACUACAUUAGAUACUGGUAUCUGGGUAGGAAAUAAUAAGAUUUGUGCUAUUGGUGUGCACGGUUCUCGAUACGUGACUACGCACGGAAUUGGCUUAAAUUGUUGCACUGAUUUAAGUUGGUUUGAGCACAUUGUUCCAUGCGGCAUUGAAGGAAAGGGUGUAACAUCACUAAGUCGGGAAUUAAAUCGGAAUGUAAGCGUAGAAGAAGCUGCGGAUGUGUUCCUUGGAUGCUUUAGGGAACAUUUUAAAUGCCAAACAGAAGAGGACAUAUAAAAUCCGGAUAAUACAAGAUUUGUUUAUAUUUUCUAUCUAACGAAAUAUACAUAUAAAAACUACAAA